This is a messenger RNA of Xenopus laevis (African clawed frog), 1335 nucleotides long. Its product is annotated as alpha-1,4-N-acetylglucosaminyltransferase. Lineage: Eukaryota; Metazoa; Chordata; Amphibia; Anura; Pipidae. Bases 254 to 1273 code for a protein of 339 amino acids. The transcript has 3 exons. The record is from RefSeq and is a predicted model, not a curated record.
UUCAAUAUGUUUUUUUGUACAGUAAAGCAGUUAAGCAUUUCUUUCAUACACAUUGGGUGUUGUAUCACUCGAGUAAUGAAUACAAGAAAAUCCCAUCACUCAGCAAAUAGCACACACUGCAUGCAUAUAUCCUGUAUAUAGAAGAAGUUACACUGCAGUAAAGCACAUUCAUGUGACAGGUGUUCCUGUGGUUGGGUAACUGAUCAUCUGGAAAGAGCCAUCUCUGCAAGUCACAAUCAGUCUGAUCUCCACAAUGGUCCCAAAGAUAAAAAUAAUUACAGUUUUGCUGUGUAUGCUGGCUGUUAUCUUACUGUAUAAGGUCACUAUUAAAGAGAACGCUUUCAACCUCAGAACUUUAUUCUUUCCUGCAAAGAUUUCCCCAGAGGACCUUUUAUAUGCAGGGAAUGGCAUCAUGUUUGUAGAGACCACAGACCGGAUGGAUCCACCUCAUCUAGUGUUGUGUUCCAUUGAGUCAGCAGCCCGUGUGUACCCUGAUAGACCGGUGGCUUUCUUCAUGAAAGGUUUAACAGACAUAAACUCAGCAGAAGAUGAGGUCAAACCACGGAUGAGUUACCCAACACUUUUAUCUUAUGAUAAUAUCUACUUUUUCCCUCUCAGAAUGAAUGAAUUGCUUAACAAUACUCCACUUAUGCCCUGGUAUCAAAAAGUUAAUCCUAAAACUGAAAUCUACUGGAAUCAUGUGAGCUCAGAUGCAUGCAGGUUGGCUCUGAUUUAUAAAUAUGGCGGCCUUUAUAUGGACACUGAUAUUAUAACAUUUCGCCCAGUUCCAGAAAAAAACUUUCUAGCUGCUGAGGAACCUCAAAUGACUGGCAGUGCUGUACUUGCAUUUACUCCUCAUCACACAAUUGUCUGGCAGUUCAUGGAAGACUUUGUCAACAGUUAUGAUGGGACUAUCUGGGGACAACAAGGACCAUUUCUCUACAACCGAAUUCUUAACAAAUUUUAUUGCAAAGUACCUCCAUUCAAAGGCCAAGAAGAUAUAAUGUGUGGAACAAUCUUAUUUUUAAACAUUGAACGAUUUUUUCCAGUCCCAGUUAUACAGUGGAAAAGGUUCUUUGAAGUUUGUGAAAAGCUGCCAACUUUUAAUAACUCUUAUGCUUUGCAUCUUUUUAAUUAUGCUAAUAGAAAGGAUCGUAAAGUGAUGGUCCCUGGAAGCAACACAAUGGUGGAGCUUCUUUACAAAAAGUACUGCCCAAAUACAUAUCAAGCUGUUCUUGGGAAAAAACCUACCUACCUUAAAUAUGUGCCAUGAAUCUUAAAAAAAGAGAAAAAGAAAAGUUCAUUCAAAAUAAUACAAUAAAGGAAUAGAAUAAA